This is a messenger RNA of Lachnellula hyalina, 2106 nucleotides long. RefSeq names its product Biotin--protein ligase (gene BPL1). The transcript is spliced from 4 exons. Lineage: Eukaryota; Fungi; Ascomycota; Leotiomycetes; Helotiales; Lachnaceae. Gene Ontology annotation, biological process: protein modification process. Bases 1 to 2106 code for a protein of 701 amino acids. The record is from RefSeq and is a predicted model, not a curated record. Gene Ontology annotation, cellular component: cytoplasm. Gene Ontology annotation, molecular function: biotin--[biotin carboxyl-carrier protein] ligase activity.
AUGGUGACCAGAAGAAUGAAUGUUUUGGUCUAUUCUGGUAUGUGGCCUCAAUUACAAGUAGGAAAAAAACUAUUGUUGACGCUCAAAACAGGCAAUGGAAGUACUAUCGAGUCUGUUAGGCACUGCUUGUAUACACUUCGUCGUUUGCUAGCACCAAAUUAUGCAGUCAUUCCCGUGACAGAUACUGUUAUUCUUAAGGAGCCUUGGACGUCUUCUUGUGCCCUUCUGGUUUUCCCUGGGGGUGCCGAUCUAGGAUAUUGUCGGUCUUUGAAUGGCGAAGGCAAUCGGCGAAUUGAGCAAUACGUCCGUCGAGGUGGCGCUUAUCUUGGAUUUUGUGCCGGAGCCUACUAUGCGAGUUCACGGUGCGAAUUUGAGGUCGGAAAUGGGAAACUUGAGGUUGUUGGACCUCGAGAGCUAUCCUUCUUUCCGGGAACUUGUCGAGGCUGUGCAUUCAAGGGCUUCAUUUAUCACAGUGAAGCUGGAGCCAAAGCAGUGGAGCUGAAGGUCAUCAAAGAAGCAUUUAAGACUGGGAUAUUGCCACAAAAUUUUCGGUCCUAUUACAAUGGUGGUGGCCUUUUUGUGGACGCGGGCAAAUUUGCAGAUAAAGGUGUUGAGAUUUUGGCAACGUAUGCGGAUCAGACUGAUGUGGAAGGAGGGGAUCGACCUGCCGCAGUUGUAUAUUGUAAAGUUGGCGAGGGCGGGGCAUUAUUGACAGGUCCUCACCCAGAAUUCGCUGCGGUAAACCUCGAUCCCAACUCUGAUGGGCCAGGAUAUCCAAAAGUUGUCAAGGCAAUGGCUGAGGACGAUGAAUCUCGAGUGAACUUUCUAAAAGGAUGUUUAGCAAAGUUAGGGCUUGUGAUUAGUCAGGAGACAUCUUCGGUACCUUCCCUCUCUCGCCUUCAUCUCUCAUCACAGCAUCACUUUUCCAUCUCAGAAUUACUGGCAUCAUGGGAAAGCAUCAUCAGCAAGGAAGAUGGUGAAGAAUACAUCCGAGCAGAGCAUGACACUUUCCAUCUUGAGAAGCAAAGUUCACGAUGGUCACUAGGGUCCCUUGUUAAAUCACUUCCUUUGCCUAGAGUGUCUAGGGAAGGUGAGGAGCAUGUGGCUGACCAAACGGCCGAUGCGGUGUCGGUUGACAGAAUAGUCGAUUAUAGUACCAUCCCCAAGCGCAUCAUCCCACACGAGACAGAAUGGCCAGGAACAAAGGAGACGCCCUAUUUCAAUCAUCACUCAUUUUAUGCAAAUUUGCAACGGUAUCAACGGGAGGGAACUGGGGAGGCCGAGGAAUUUGGGAACACCUUACUUUACGGAGAGGUUGUGACCAGCACCAAUACUUUAUUAGACAAGAAUGCAAAGCUUCUCGCCCACCUCCCCACGGGCUUUACUUGUACAGCUACUACACAAGUUGCUGGUCGUGGCCGUGGCUCGAAUGUUUGGGUUUCGCCGGCUGGAUCAUUGGUCUUUUCAGUCUGCAUGAAGCACCCAAUGGCGCUGAACCCUACCGCACCUGUUGUCUUCAUACAGUACCUGGCAGCUAUAGCCAUCGUCGAGGGCAUCAAAUCAUAUGACAAGGGAUACAAGAACGUACCAGUAAAACUGAAGUGGCCGAAUGACAUAUACGCACGAGAUCCUUCGAAACCUGGCAAAAAAGAAUAUGUCAAGAUUGGCGGAAUCCUCGUCAACUCAUCUUACUCAGCUGGAAACUACGACCUCGUCGUUGGAAUAGGCCUCAACACCACCAACGCAGCCCCAACCACAUCUCUCAACGCUCUUCUCCCAGCUGGUCUCACACCUUUCACCCUCGAGAAGCUCCUUGCCCGAAUCUUGACCAAGUUCGAAACCAUCUACAAGAGCUUCUGCAGAACAGGCUUCGAUCGCAAACUCGAACAAACCUACUAUGACAACUGGCUUCACACAGACCAGAUCGUCACCCUUGAAGCGCAAGGCGGAGCGAGAGCUAGGAUCAAGGGCAUUACGAGGACUUGGGGUAUGUUGCUUGCUGAAGAGCUGGGAUGGGAGGAUCGCCCGACUGGUAAGGUUUGGGAAUUGCAGAGUGACAGUAAUAGCUUUGACUUCUUCAAAGGCCUGUUGAAGAAAAAAGCUUGA